AUGUCUCAGGAUGGGUCCAGCAACCCCGUACUGCCACCGCCGGCACUCAGCACCCUCAUGAACGACGCUGGACGUAUAGAUAUCCAUAAGAUCGCCAUGGAGCGCACCUUCAGUCAAGAUAUCCAGGAAGGUACCCAGGAUCUCAAGGAAGCCGCAGAGCAAACACGCAACAUCAUCCUCGAUCUCAAUCUGGAUGGCGUCAUUCGAUGGGUCAGUCCCUCCUGGACCGAUGUCGUGGGCACCGAGUUGUCCUCGUCCAACGACUCGAAGAGCCAGUUUGUCAAGUUCAGCGUCAAGAUCGGGACGACAUCCGAGAUGGCACCAAUGCUGCCAGUCGAGCCUGCUUUUCCAAAUAUCGAAGAACAGAUGCGAGAACCAGACGAUGGCAAAGAGAUACUUGAGCUUGAAGGCCAGGGCAUCAUGGUCUACGACAGAGUGACUGGCGGCGAGUCGCAUACGAUGUGGAUGUUGCAGCCAGCGACUGAGCCUCUGUGCAUCGAGUUUUCGUUGCCUCAGAAACUGGUCGACUCCUUGGGCAUUGGCGCAGAGAUACUGGCCAAAUACCUGACCGAGCUCGCCGAGGACUCCGCGAACGAUCCAGAGAAUCACCCGCCUCCAUUGCCGGUGCUUUGUCGCGUGUGUGAACGCUCAAUUGUGCCAUGGUGGUUCGAGAAACACUCCGAUUUGUGUGUACAGGAGCACAAGGCCGAGCUGGACGUCCAGAUGGUUCAGGAGUCCUUGACCGAACAUCGGAAUGCGAUUGUCAAGGUACUGGACGCUUUUGAGGCCCGUCAAGGCCGCCCUCGUUCCCACGACGCUUCUCCUGUCCUGCUGGCAGCUCCGGAGUAUAAGGGCAUGCCUAUUGGAGCAUCGCCUCCAUCGUCUACAGCUGUCUCGUCCGGCCCAGCUUCUCAGGCGGCCAGCCCAGCCAGAUCCGGAAGUCCCUCGAACCUGAAUGUGCGGCCCAGCCAUAAUCGCUCACGCUCGUUUAUUGUUCGUCGACCUUUGGUGCGGAUUGUUGAACUGGUCCUCGACCUCUGCGACACCGCCAUUGAGAUCAAUGUACCAUCACUCAAGGAAGAGAAGCUGGCUUCCGAAGAUUUUGCGAAGGCACAAUCACCGCAAUCAGAAUCGCGCAUAUCUCAGGUGUUGCAAUGGCAGCAGCCUAGCAGUCUCGAGCAUGAAGCAGGCUUGUCAGCGCUGGCACAAGACACGGAGCGGCUGGCCAAGGCAAAAGUUGAAGCAGUCCAUCGACACCAAGUCAUCUUAGAAUAUGCCGAGCGCAUCCGACAAGAGUAUAUGGCUGAAGUCGACGCAUGCAUUCAAGAAGCACUGAUCAAGGCCGACAGAGCCCGCGCUGGCGAAUCUUUCUCGUCUUCAGACAGCGAAAUGGAAGAGAAUGAAUUGCCUGUCGAAGGAAGCCUAUCAGCACCAGUCUCCGACGAGCCCACUCCUCUGGCUCAAGAACCGACGUCUGUCCAGUCCGAAGGCUACGUCGGCAUGAAGUCCAUGGCAUCAGCGUUGCGCAACCCUCUCGACUUACCCGCUCUCUCACGGCUCAGUCAACGUCGCCCCUCCUCCCAAGCCGUCUCUACAGGUUCAAGUAGUCCAGCCGAGUGUCCCACGCCGAAAUCUCAUAAAGGUCCCCAGCUCUCCCAGCCGCAGCCCGUAUCGAACCGGCGCUCAAUGUAUGCCGAGGAUGGAAACGACAGCGAUGGGAGUAUGGCUUCGUCGAACCUGCCAUUAAGUCAGUGGCGGUCGGAUUCUCCCGCUGCUUCAGAUCAUGGUCUAGGACGGACUGCCAGUUCUCGUGAGCGCAAGAGAAGGAGUAUGCAUCUUCAUGGUCUGGGUUCUGCCUCGCCACAUCGACAGCACUCCCCAGGGCGCUAUCCACCUCCACCACCCUCACCACUACGUCUCACAAAGUCUCGUAUCCCGAGUGGCGAGCUUGCACAUUCCCCAAUCGUCUCACCUUUACUGACAGCUGGGGAAUUUAUGCCGCCGCCCGAGACUCACAGCCAGCAUCAUCGCCGACAGUCCAGCAUCCACUCAUCAGACGUUCGGGGUGGUCCGCCGUCGCCGCGCCUGCAUUCUAUCACUGCUCCGCAGGAGCGUGUCUUGCCACCAUCAAUCAAGGACUUCGAAGUCAUCAAGCCUAUCAGCAAAGGUGCCUUUGGGAGCGUCUACCUGUCAAAGAAGAAGCGGACUGGCGAGUAUUUCGCGAUCAAAGUUCUACGCAAGUCAGACAUGGUCGCCAAAAAUCAGGUCACGAAUGUCAAGGCUGAACGAGCUAUCAUGAUGUGGCAGGGCGAGAGCGACUUCGUAGCCAAGCUUUAUUGGACUUUCUCCAGCAAGGACUACCUCUACCUUGUUAUGGAGUAUCUCAACGGAGGUGAUUGUGCAUCCUUGAUCAAGAUUCUCGGCGGUCUGUCAGAGGACUGGGCGAUGAAGUACACCGCUGAAGUCGUUCUCGGCGUUCAGCAUCUUCACAGCCGUGGCAUCGUACAUCGGGAUCUGAAGCCUGAUAAUCUGCUCAUUGACUCCAAGGGUCAUUUGAAGCUCACCGACUUCGGUCUGUCGCGAAUGGGACUUGUUGGACGACAAAAGCGAGCGCUCAAACAGCCCGAUGAGGCACCUGAUCUUCUGAAGCAAGGCAUCCCUUUCAAAGAUCAGACGCAGUCUGACUCCAAUCCCACCUCAAGGUCAGCUUCCUUCGACUAUCACGGCGGAAGUGUCUCGCCAAUGAAUACACCACUCAUGACGCCGGCUCUGGCUGGCGGACUCGAUCAGCCUUCAAAAUUGGGACUUCACGACGCACCAUACUCCCAUCCAAGCGCGGCUCAUUCACGGAGCGGUCCAAUUGAGGAAGAGGCCGGAAGUCAAGGCAGUGCAUCUCCCGAUCUCUUCCCACUUUCGCAGUCGAUGAGUAACAUCUCUCACGCUCCAGCACCACUACCGCCAGUCACGGCUCUAUUUGACCCGGAAGAAGGCACUCGACGAUUCGUUGGGACACCAGACUACCUCGCACCGGAAACGAUCAAGGGCGCUGGCCAAGAUGAGAUGUGCGAUUGGUGGUCGCUUGGCUGUAUCGUCUUCGAAUUCCUGUUUGGGGUUCCUCCAUUCAAUGCCGAAUCAACAGAUGAAGUCUUCGACAACAUUCUUCAUCGGCGUAUCGCGUGGCCUGAUGAAGAGGAGUAUCCUUCGACAGAUGAGGUGAAGGAUCUGAUCAAUUGUCUCAUCCAAAUGAAUCCACAGGAUCGGCUUGGAGCAAACAAAGAAGACAAAUUCCCCAAUGGUGGUGCGGAGAUACAAGCCCAUUCAUGGUUCACGGACAUCAAUUGGGAGACCUUGUUAGAAGACGAGGCGCAGUUCGUUCCAGCACCUGAACAUCCAGAGGAUACUGAGUACUUCGACGCGCGCGGCGCUACGUUGUCAUCUUUCCCGGAAGAACUCGAGGAUCAGCUCUCACCGACUGGCCACACGCCAGGAUCUGGCGGCGAAUAUGAGCGACCCCACGACGCUCUUUUUAGAACUCGUACAGCAGCUGCGACGGGCAAGCGUGGCUUAAUGCCCCUUCACAUUCCGCCUCACGUCGCUAGAGACACCAGGAGCCGUCGACUCAGCGAACCUGUCGUGGCAGAUGACUUCGGUAAUUUCACAUACAAAAAUCUGCCAGUUCUCGAGAAAGCCAACAAAGACAUCGUUGAGAAAAUGAGGAGAGACACCAUGCAAGCUCAGGCUAGAGGCUAUGCUUCGCAGGUCAUUUCUGCCUCCAACACCCCAAACAUUGGUUCGCCAGCACCUUCGCUUGAGAGCAGUCCCAUGGUGCCAAUGCCUGUGAAACGGGCUUUGUCCAUCAGCAAGGGCCACAGACCUGCGUCACCAUCAGGACUCAACCUCAACGCCUCUCCCAGUCGCCCGUCCCAGCCAUCCUCGCCAUUACUCCUGCAGUUCUCGACGGCACAAAAUCAUGAGCGCCGCAAGACGUCUGGCUCCUCGCAGGCAUCAAGUGGAUCUAUGAACGCUCCAACCGGUUUUUUCGACAGUGCGACAGAGGCCAAAGGUAUACCACCAGGUACCUCGCCGAACAAGCCAUUGAAAGCGACUGUGCCGUUGACUGGCUCUCCCGCAAAGUCUAUCGUGGUACCUCAACGGUCCGGCAGCCUGCAUUCGAGGACACGUUCUCAGACUGUGGGAUCACAGGACGGCGGCGAAUUGCAGAGUAUCCGAGAAAGUUUCGCUCCAGGUCACCACAAGCGGAAGAGCCAGCUUUUCAACACACGAGAUCUGUCUCCCUCCAGUUCGGACAAUGAAGCUGCUCAGCAAAAGGCAUUGCUCAAAGUCCAGCGCCGAAGACAAAGUUCUCGACGCAUGUCCCAGUUCAACCUCAUGGAAGGCCAUGGUCCUACAUACCGACCUUUAGAUAUCCUCAUCGUUGAAGAUCAUCCCGUGUCCAAGAUGGUGAUGGAGAAGUUGAUCGAGAAACUCCGAUGCCGCACGAUCACCGCUGGCAAUGGACCGGAUGCGUUGCGUCUCGCCGUUAGCCAAAUUCAGUUCGACAUAAUAUUCAUGGAGUACAAGCUGCCCACUAUCAAUGGCAUUGAUGUCGCUCGAAUGAUCAGGGACACUAAAAGCGCCAACACUUCCACCCCUAUCAUCUGCAUGACCAACUAUCUGAAGGACCUUCCUGAGACUCAUCACUUUGAUGGCCUCAUGCUGAAGCCUCCUACGAUUCCUAAAUUGACGGAAGAGCUCUGCAAGUUCUGUUCAUGGAAGCCACCGCACAAAGACAUGAAGAUGACCAUGCCAUUGACUAUUCCAACCACAAGUACACGUCAUGAUCAUGCACCUGUACAGGACAGCCCAAGCUCUGUGGCCUCAUCACUGGCUCCCACAUUUGACUCAUCUUGGAAAGGCUCGAGUCGAGAAGACUCCAUCGGUAGCGCAGGCUUCUUUAGUGACUUGGAGUCGGUCAAAGCCGAUGAAAUACCUGUCAUAGUCUCGCGGGCCGCGACAGAUGAGUGGGCUCGCGGUUUAGGCAUCACUGGCGAUCAGCCGCAAACAGCCAAAGCUGCAAUGCCACAUCCGCAGCUACUGCAUACCGAAUCUGCGCCCCCAACGGCUCCUUCUGAUGAAACCUUGGUACGAUCAGAGCAACCAUCGGCGCAUACCUCUGAAGCUCGCGUCAAAAGACGAUCCAUUGAUAAGUCUCACUUGAGCGCUGGUGGUCCUGAAGAAGGAGACGAUGAGGAUGAUGAACUUGGCCACAACAGAAUAGGGGCGCGCUCACCCAUGCUCAAGUCUGCGCGGACAGCAUCCAAGCUUGGCGUCGAGAUGAUGCGGACUAACAGUCGCGGCAGCGUUAUCUCUAUGAACGACGAAGGGCGUGUGGCGGAGCCAGAGACAUUACGGAAGAGCCUAGAACUACUGGAAGGCAGAAUGGAGAGCCUGACCAUUCCGGAGGAGCCCCUGGUAGAAGCGUCCACCACCCAGCCCCGGAAGUUGGGCCGAACAGCCUCAUACCACUCUCAUCCAGACCCGGAAGAGGUUCGAGGGCAUAUUACGCCACCAGAGAUCUUUCCUCAGAAGCCGGGACAUACGGUCGCGGAUAUUGACAUGGACGCUGAAUUGACGCCCAUGCCAACGAAGAUCCAGGAGCAGCUGACGCCUAUGCCCAGCAAACUCGAGACCGAGCCCGUUGAGCAGGAUGAGCCGCCGACACCAAGAGCUGUACCUCGAUGA
This is a messenger RNA of Cyphellophora attinorum, 5742 nucleotides long. Its product is annotated as Serine/threonine-protein kinase cek1. The record is from RefSeq and is a predicted model, not a curated record. The coding region runs from base 1 to 5742 and encodes 1913 amino acids. Gene Ontology annotation, molecular function: protein serine/threonine kinase activity; ATP binding. Gene Ontology annotation, cellular component: cytoplasm; nucleus. The transcript is spliced from 4 exons. Gene Ontology annotation, biological process: phosphorelay signal transduction system; peptidyl-serine phosphorylation. Lineage: Eukaryota; Fungi; Ascomycota; Eurotiomycetes; Chaetothyriales; Cyphellophoraceae.